AUGGCGAGAGGGUUAGCACCAGUAGCAGAAGAGUUAGUGUUGGAUGCCAUUGAUAAGGAAAUUUGUCGGAUUUAUGAGGAGGGCAACAAUGCUCAUUAUUGUGUUAUUACUGAGAAGAGGGGCAAGAAUCAACAAAGCCAUGAGAAAUCAUAUGAUGCUAGUAAAGGUAAGCAAAGAGUUGCUCAUGGUCAUAAGACUAGUGGGGGAGAUGCUCCUGAUAGGAUUGUAUGCUUCAAGUGUGGUCGAACUGGUCAUAAGAGCAAUGCUUGUACUACUGAGGUGAAGAGGUGUUACCGUUGUGGUAAGACGGGACACAUGUCUUCUGAUUGUAAGCAUAAGGAUGUUGUCUGCUUUAACUGUGGUGCGGAGGGGCAUAUUGAUAGCCAGUGUCAGAAGCCAAAAAAGACAGUUGUAGGUGGUAAAGUGUUAGCUUUGUCAGGCACUCAGACAUCUAGUGAGGACGGUCUUGUUAGAGGUACUUGUUUCAUUAAUAGCAUUCCUUUAAUUACUAUCAUUGAUACCGGUGCCACUCAUUGUUUUAUUGCUUAUGAUUGUGUGAAAAGAUUGGGUCUUACUUUGUCUGCUAUAAAUGGAGAAAUGGUUGUCGAACUCCCUUCUAAGGGAACGGUGACUACUUCUCUAGUGUGUUUGAAUUUUCCUUUGUCAAUCUUUGAUAGGGACUUUGUUGUUAACUUUGUGUGUUUACCGCUUGUCGGUUUGGAUGUGGUUUUGGGUAUGAAUUGGUUGAAACGCAACUACGUUCAUAUCAAUUGUUUUAACAACACGGUGAGAUUUUCUUCUCUUGAAGAAGAAGGAGUUGGUUUGUUGACUGGUAAGCAAUUGAAGCAACUGAUGCAAGACGAAGCACAAAUGUUCUCAUUGAUGGCGUCCUUUUCUUUUGAGAAUCAAGUUCGAAUUGAUGAGUUAAAGGUGGUGCAAGAAUUUCCUGACGUGUUUCCUGAUGUACCUCCAGAAAGAGAAGUUGAAUUUGCGAUUGAUCUUGUACCUGGUACCAGACCUGUUUAUAUGGCACUGUACAUGAUGUCUGCAUCAGAGUUAUCUGAACUGAAGAAGCAAUUAGAAGAAUUGCUUGAGAAAAAGUUUGUAAGACCAAGUGUAUCACCGUGGGGAGCACCCGUAUUGCUUGUAAAGAAGAUAGAUGGAAAUGUGAUGUUGGUGGAUUUGAUGGUAGGAACCGAUCGACUUGGGAAUGGUGAUUUCAAGUUAGAUGCACGUGGUGUGUUGAGAUUCCGAUAUCGUAUUUACAUUCCUGAUGAUGAAGAUAUUAAGAAGGCGAUUCUUGAAGAGAGACAUAGAAGCAAUUUGAGUAUUCAUCCAGGAGCUACAAAGAUGUAUCAAAACUAG
Molecule: messenger RNA, 1365 nt
Organism: Vicia villosa (hairy vetch)
Lineage: Eukaryota; Viridiplantae; Streptophyta; Magnoliopsida; Fabales; Fabaceae
Exons: 3
Coding region: 1-1365 (454 amino acids)
Molecular function (GO): nucleic acid binding; zinc ion binding
Source: RefSeq, a predicted model, not a curated record